GUCCAGCUGCAUUCCUCUCCGCUCCGAAGCCUGGCGGAGCGACAGAGAAAAGCGCCGAGGCCCGAGCUCACGAAUCCUGCCCCGCCGCCGCCGCCACCGCCGCCGCCGCCGCUCCUUCCACCGUCCCCCGCUCGGACUCGCCCCUCCUCGGACGCUCGGACACUCGGAACUCGGACUAAAAGGCUCAACGCGGGUCUACGGAUGCAAAAACGCGCCGCUGUGGCUGAUCCUAAACGCGAACCUGCCACCGCUUCACCAACAUUUUUUUUUUCCUGCUACGAUUUUCUAUUAUUUCCUACGAGGAUUUUGCAAGAUGGCUUCUGAAACCGCGAUAUAGCGUCGAGGAAAAAGAAGAACACCACAACUCGACGUCCCGUUUUAGCACAGCGGGGGCAUUAUCGCGUUUUUUUUUUUUUUUUUUUUUUUUUUUUUCCUUCUUCUUCUUCCUCCGAGCCACGCUUCGUUAACAUGGCCCUUUUCGCGAACAAUGUCCAAUUCUCGCUUUAAAACCCGCAAUUUAUGGGUCUCGGGUUGCGCCGGAGCGAUGGCGAGGUGACGUACUCUCGCCAAAUUACGCGUUUUAAGUGGAUUUGCGAGACGCCGAAGCGAACGCACGCGCGCCGAACACGAACCGAGCCCGAUUUUGGCGAUAAAACUGAGAUUCCAAUCGAUAAAUCUUGAGUUGUUGGGUUUUUUUUUUUUUUUUUUUUUUUUUUUUCGGUUUUUUUUUUUUUUUUUUUUGGAGAGCGCUGCGAGGCGGAGUGAGCCCCGACCAACAUUCCAGCGGAUGCCCGAUCGUCUUUGUUUUGCACGCAGGGACCGUGGACUCUCGGAGCGAUUAUCUAUGCAGUAAAUACCCCGAUACGACUGCGCCGGCUAUGAUUUGACAUGUUACGUGAUUGAAGCGCCAUUGUUUGGGCCCUAAACAUAAACAGAAAACUACGCUGGGCCUAAACUCGCUCGUUCGCUCGCCUCUUUUUUUCGCUUUUACUGUAGCGACAUGCGAGACGUGCCACAUCGCUACGUUAUUAUUAUUCAUGAACGCUGCGAGCAUUCGUAUUAGCCCACUUUUUUGUCUCUUUUCGCGGCUCCCGAUUGCGCAUUUUCGCAUAGCCCCGACGCCAAAUCCGUGAAUUUAUCGGAUUUUCAGUACCAGGAGGGUGUGGGGUGAAUGCGCAGGGUUUUUACGCAGUGUUUUGGGCUUUUUUUUUUGGUCCGGGUAAGUCGCUCGGGUCGGGAUACGCGGGGCGGCUCGGCUCGGCUCGGCACACGACGUCGCCGAAUGGUUACGCGAACUGGUCGUGCUGAAUUUUUAACGUUAACCGCUCGUGGGUUCCCGUAAAUGCCUCUUCGUUCUGUCGCCAUAACCGUGACGGCCUACUUCGCUCGAAAGGAGGGCCGUUACUGGAAGUAGGAAGCGUCACCCACUCGCGAAAAGCGGAAAGCACCCAGGUACUACCAUCGUUUUUAUCGUUUUUUCUUUCUUUUUUCUUUUUUUUUUUUCUUGGGAGAGUUGAGAUUUCUUCUUUUUUGUUGUGGGGGGGAUGGGGGGCCGGACUUAGCGUCACGUUGCAGCAGAAGCGGCACUCGUCUGUCAACUGAGCAUCCGGUGUGGUCCGAGCGCGAGGGACACGCGCAUUUCACAAGGUCCUUGCGCCCUCCUCCGGCACCAUGACGUCUCCAGAUCUCGCCGAGUCCUGGAGGAACUGUUUUGAGGAGGAGCUGAUCUGUCCCAUCUGUCUGCACGUUUUCUCCGAGCCCAUCCAGCUGCCCUGCAAACACAACUUCUGCCGCGGCUGCAUCAGCGAAGCCUGGGCCAAAGAUUCCACGGUGACCCGCUGCCCCGAGUGUAACCAUGGUUACGCCCAGAAGCCCACCCUCGAGAAGAACCACAAACUCUCCAACAUCGUGGAGAAAUACAACGCCCUGAGCGUGGAGAAGACCUCCACUCCGGUUUUACAGUGUAUCUUGUGUCGGCGCGGCCCCCCUCUGCCCGCGGUGAAGGUUUGCCUGCGCUGCAACGCCCCCUGCUGCCAGUCGCACGUACAGACGCACCUGCAGCAGCCCUGCUCCGCCCUCGGGCACCUGCUGGUGGAGGCGGGCGCCGUGAAGGCCUGGACCUGCCCCCAGCACGACGAGUACCGCCUGUACCACUGCGACGCCGAGCAGACCGCCGUGUGCCAAUACUGCUGCUUCGCCCGCUGCCACCCCACCCACGGGCACGCGGUCAGCGACGUGGAGCUGCGCCGCAACGACAUACGGCAAACUCUGCUCCGUCAGCAGGAGAAGGUGGAGGAGCGAGUGCAGGAGAUCGAGGAGCAGCUCUGCAAACUCGACUCGGACAAAUGUGUGGUGGAGGACCGUGUGUGCGAGCUGAAGGAGGAGGUGCGUCUGCAGUACCAGAGGAUGCACCAGGUCCUGGAGGAGGAUCUGGUCCGGACUCUGGAGGCCUUGGACCGGGCCCAGUCCAGGUUCUGUCAGGAGAACUCGGCUCAGGUCCUGGCCCUGGGGGAGCAGAGACACGAGGCCCAGAAGCUCAUCAGCUCCAUCAACACGGUGUUCGAGAAAUCAGAACAACUGAGCUUCAUGAAGAACACCAAACCCGUCAAGAUCCUCACAGACAGGUCUCAGGCGUGUGUUGGCUCCACUCUUCCUCCGUACAAAGUUGGAAACCUCAACUCCAAACUGUUCCUGUCUGAGAUUUCCAAGAGAGAGAAGAGCCUCCGCAGAACACUGGAAACCCCCCUGACCCCUCCCUCGGCGUUCCUUCAGUCCGUCGCGGCGUUCCCCAGCGGCCACGGCUCCGGAUCGGCCGAAAAGCGCAAACACUCAUCCGCCUUCCCGGAAUCCUCCUCUGCGUCCUCCUCUUCCUCCAACAAAACCAGCUACAAAGACUCGUCGUCGUCCUCCUCCUCCUCCUCCGCGCCCAAGCAGCCGUACCUGGGCACCUCCUCUUCCGGCGAGGGCCAGUCCACCAAUCAGCCGCAGCAGCCUCCCCUGGCCCCGCCCUGCAUCAACGACUCCGCCACCUCCUCGUCCAAUCACCACUCGGGAUCCGUCUUUAGCUCCUCCCACUUCCCGGGCAGCAGCGGCGGCGGGGGCGGGUCGUCGCACGCGUCGCAGCUGCCCCAGUACGGCGGCCGCAAGAUUCUAGUUUGCACCAUGGAUAACUGCUACUGCUCCGGUGUCCCGUCGGUUUCGGGGCACCGCGGGCACCCUCCGUACCCCAGAUCGGGCUCGUUUCCCUGGGUGAGCGCGCAGGAUUACCCCCCUCCGCCGCCGCCGCCCGGUCUGGCCUCCGGGGGGCCCACCAUGCAGGGACUGGCCGUACGAGAUUGGAUCGACGCUUCGCAAACCCACAGACACGCCGACUUCUACGGUCUCUACGGACAACCAUCCACCAAACACUACGUCACCAGUUAACACAGACCGGGCGCGGCGCUGCGGAAACUCAAUAUGUCUGAGCUGAAAUCACUUGAAUUCGGAAUUUUAACAGAUUUGAGUCGUGCGGACGAGAUUAUUUUGAGUUCUCACAAUUUAGUUUUUCACUUCGGAAUUACUUAAAGGUGUUAUGUUACUCAAAAUUUACUCUUAUAAUGUUGUUUCCUCCACAAAAACAGACCUGGAGUUGUGUUUUCUUUAAUUUAUUUUUCGUCUGUCUACAUCUCCAAACCCCAAAACACUCAGUUGCACCUUGUGAUGUCAUGAAGUGGUCGUUUUCGGUCAAAUUCCCGAGCGAAAAUCAUCUGAAUGAUUCUAGUGAAGCUUGCAUGGAGUUUAAAAACACACUGGAGCACUUCCUGUACCAUUACAUAAUGACAUCACAAAGUGGAACAGAGCAUUUUGAGUUUGAAAGAAAAACACAACGCUCUGUUCCACCUUGUGACGUCAUGAAGGGGUCGUUUUUCGGUCGAAUUCCCGAGUGAAAAUCAUCCGAAUGAUUCUAGGGAAGGUGCGUGGAGUUUAAAAACACACUGGAGCACUUCCUGUAUGACCACAUGAUGACAUCACAAGGUGGAGCAAAGCGUUUUCAGUCUGAAUGAAAAACACAACCCUCUGUUCACCUUGUGAUGUCAUGAAGCGAUUGAUUUUCGGUCGAAUUCCCGAGCGAAAAUCAUCCGAAUGAUUCUAAUGAAGGUGUGUGGAGUUUAAAAACACACUGGAGCACUUCCUGUAUCAUUACGUAAUGACAUCACAAAGUGGAGCAUAGCGUUUUCAGUUUGAGAGAAGAACUCAGAAACAAAACACAACUCCAGGUCUGUUUGUGAUUAAGAAACAAGAAAAAAAUAGAAAUUGUUAUUAACCUGAAUUCUCUUUUUUAAAUAAAAAUUGUAAAAAAAAAAAAAAAAAUAACACUUAAAAUUAAUUUACUGUUCAAUAAAUGUGUCUUAAAUUAAGUAUAAACAUCUUGAAACCACUUUGAAAUACAAAAAUACAAAAAAAAAAUUUAAAAAAUCAAUGUUUAAUAAAAAAAUAACACAAAAGUCAAAUUCAUGAUUCUGAAUUCAAGUGAUUUCAGCUUGUGUAGAUAUUUGAUUUUUGCAGAAAACAAAACGUCAACAGACAAAAUGUAGUGAUUUUAUGAUCUGGUAAACGAUUUCCACACUGACUUUUUAAAAAAAAAUUAUGCAACGAGCACUUCUGCAAAAAAAAAAACAAAAAAAAAAAAAACCUUUGACCUUUGACCUUUGAACAUAUGCAUUGGAUUAACAGGCUGCCCUUUUUGACCUAUGCACUUGAAAAUGAAAUCUGCAGCACUAAGUUUGAGUACUUAAAAUACUUAAGUUUACAUGGAAAAAUGUGUAGUUUGCGUGUUCUGCCUGCGUCUGGGUGGGUUUGAGUAAUCCUCCAGAUAAUUUUGAAUUUUUAGCCCUUUUUUCUAAACAUUCCCUUCUAAAAAUGACUCUUUCAAAAUAAAAUGAUAACAAGUAUUUUUCAGCCCAGUAACAGUUGGUACAAGCUCAAAUAAAUAAAGAAGCAGAGUUUAAUAUUUUCUUUUCAAAGCUUUACAAAUUAGUUUUGAAAUUUCAAAAACGCAAUGAUAAUUAGAGUUUAUAAAAUUGUAAAAUGUCCAACUUAAAACAUCCAAUUAUAGAUUUGUUACCAAGUUUCAGCGCUGGUAUUCCCUUAUUUACAAAAAAACCCUCAAAAUUUCAAAAUGGUCACAAAACAAUAUAAAAAUUUUAAUUUCUUUUCCAAUUUCAGUUUAGACCAUUUCAUUUUAGAUAUUUUAGAUUUGAGUUCAUAUCAGUUGGAAUAAACAGAAAAUUUGAAUUUAUGCAUGACGCGCAAAUUCAGUUUAUCAAAAUACAACUUCCAAAACACAAACCUUCCUCUUCUAGCUUCAGACUUGCUUUGAUGCAAAUGAAAAUAUAUAUUUUUUUAAAUUUAAAUGGCUUCCACAAAACACAAACAUUUUAAUUUGUUGGUCGUUUUUUAUUUAGACCUGCAAAUUAACCUAAUAUUUCAAAAUAAGAUAACUUUUAAUUCUUUUAGAAAUUGAAAUGCAAAACAAACCAAGUCUUAAAUUUUGUUUUUCAAAAUUUUAAAAUGGUUUCUACAAAAAUUUUACUUUCUUAUUGUAAGGCUUUUCAGUUUGGCUUUCAAAAUAAGACAACUUUUAACUUGAGACUUUGUUAAAGAAACUGAAAUAAAUGGACAGUCUUUAAUAAUCUUAAAUUGUCUUAAAUUUUGUUUUUCAAAAUUUCAAAACGCCUUCCACAAUACACAAAACUUUAAAUUUGUUGCUCUUCAUGUAGAGACUUGGUGUAAUAUCAGUUUAAAAAAAUAGAAAAUAUACAAAGUUAUGCACCUGCAAAUUUAGCUAACCUUUCAAAAUAAGACAACGUUUAACUCUUUUAGCUUCAGGCUUGGUUAAAGAAACUGAAUCAAAGAAACCAAGUUUUCAAAUUCUUUCAAAACGGCUCCCACAAAACACAAAAAUUUGCCUUUUUUUGUUUCAGUUUGGGCUUAAUCUAUGAACAAGUCAACCUAAACCUUUCAAAAUAAAACAGUGUUGAAUUCUUUUAACUUCAGACUUGGGUUGGUAAAAGUAAUUGAAACCCACCAAGUCUUAAAUUCUUUCAAAAUGACUUCCACAAAACACAAAAAUGUGACUUUUUUAUUUCAGUUUAGGCUUAAUAUAUGAACUUAAGACCUGCAAAUUAACCUAAACCUUUCAAAAUAAGACAACUUUUAACUCUUUUAGCUUCAGACUUGGUUAAAGAAACUGACGUAAACAAACAAACAAACACACAAAAAAAGAAACAGGUCUGAAAUUUCGUUUCUCAAAAUUUCCAAAUAUCUUCUACAAAACACAAAAAUUUGACUUUCUUGUUUCAGUUUGGGCUUAAUAUAUGAACAAAUUAACCUAAAACUUUCAAAAUAAAACAGUGUUGAACUCUUCUAGCUUCAGACUUGGGUUGGUAAAAGUAAUUGAAACCCACCAAGUCUUAAAUUCUUUCAAAAUGGCUUCCACAAAACCCAAAAAUUUGACUUUUUUGUUUCAAUUUGGGCUUAAUAUAUGAACUUAAGACCUGCAAAUUAACCUAAACUUUUCAAAAUAAGACAACUUUUAACUCUCUUAGCUUCAGACUUGGGUUGAUAAAAGAAACUGAAACCCACCAAGUCUUAAAUUCUUAACGUUUUGCAGAAUUUCCAAACGGUUUCCAGAAAAAGAAACAUAAACUAACUACAUUUUUGCAUCUGUUGACGUUUAAAAACACCAAAUAAAAACAGCACACGCGAGACUGUAUCGGCACCAUUGUAACGACACGUCUGGACUUCGGGGGCAGGGUACAACUCUUCACUCUACGUUCUAAUAUUCUGUCAUCGUUGUUUUAUUAUUAUUAUUAUUAUUAAUGUCAUAUUAAAUGUUUAGAUUCCCUUUGGCACGAGGUUGGAUCAGACACUGUAAGGCCGAGAAGCAUUUAUUUUUAUUUAUAAUUUUAAAAAAAGCAGAUAGAGAUUUAAAAGUUAGCGUUUGGUUCGUAAUAUAUAUUUGUCAUUUGUCGUUCCAUUGUUACGUUUGAGGAAUACGAGCGAUACGUUUACAUGGACGUUCUACGGUGUGUCAGAUGCCCUCCCGUGUACGCAAAAGCCGUCGCACACUACAGGAGAAUUUGUCGGAUUUUGGCGACGAUUUUGCUUUUCCGCGAGUUCAGGGAGGCGUGAACUUGAGAAACCACUAAACAUCAGCAACGCAACGAUAAAAGCCGAUAAAACAGAGCGUCAGACGGAGUGACGGACGCAAAGACGCAAAAUACAAACUCAGGAUACGGCGAAAAUAAGAAGAAAACUUUAUUAUUCGCCUCUCGUGAAGUAAAAAAUUGGAAUUUGUUGUUCACUUUCCACUUAAAAAUUUGCAAAUCAACCUAACCUUUCAAAAUAAGACAGCUUUGAACUCAAUUUUAACUUCAGACUUGCGCUGGUAAAAGAAAUUUAAAUCUUAAAAUUGUCGAAGUGUUUCAAAAUUUCAAAAUGGUUUCCACGAAACACAAAAAAUUUGACUUUCUUGUUGUAAGGUUUUCAGUUUGGACUUAAUAUAUGAACUUAUGACCUGCAAAUUAACCUAAACCUUUCAAAAUAAGACGACGUUGAACUCUUAACUUUCAGACUUUCAAAUCAAUUGAUUCUUAAAUGGCUGACGCUUUUCAAAUUUUCAAAAUGGCUUCCACAAAACACAAAAAUUUUACUUUCUUGCUGUAAGACUUUAAAUUUUUUUACAGGUUAAUUUUAGAUAAAGACUUGGGUUAAUAAAUGAACAAAUUAACCUAAACCUUUCAAAAUAAGACAACUUUUAACUCUUUUAGCUUCAGGCUUAGUUAAAGAACUAAAACAAACAAACCAAGUCUUUAAAUUCUUCCAAAAUGGUUUCCACAAAAAGCAAAAAUAUGACUUUCUUGUUCGAAGGUUUUCAGUUUGGACUUAAUAUAUGAACUUAUGACCUGCAAAUUAACCUAAACCUUUCAAAAUAAGACGACGUUGAACUCUCUUAGCUUCAGACUUGCGUUGGUAAAAGAAAUUUAAAUCAACCAGGUCUUAAAAUUGUUGACUUUUUUCAAAAUUUCAAAAUGUCUUUAAAUUCUAAGUCUUUAAAUUCUUUCAAAACGGCUUCCACAAAACACAAAAAUUUGACUUUCUUGUUCUAAGGUUUUCAGUUUGGACUUGACCUGCAAAUUAACCUAAACCUUUCAAAAUAAGACAACAGCCAAUCAGCGAAGAGCCAGACAUUCUGUGUUGGCAACGAUUCCCGAGAUUGAAGAUUUAAAGCCGGAACAAAUAAAAUGUUCAGUGAAUUUUAUCAUGAAUUUUAUUGUCCUUCUUCCUACUAUUUGGGAAAAGCUUAAUAUACCAGUUAUCCCCGUUAUUGGUUAAAUUUAAAAAGUACCCGCCUACUGUCGAGCGAACGAAUCCUAAUGCUGCGAGGUCAGACGGUUUCCACAAAGUGAAACUGUCUGAUGAAUCAGGCUAAUAGUGACUGUACUUUAUCUCUGAUCUUUUACACUUUAAAAAUCACAUAUCAGAAGUUUUGCACCACAUUUCACAAAUAAUAAUAACACAAUUUUGACUUGUAUUUAAACUAAAAUCUAAGAAGUGUGGAGUUUGAUCUUUUGAACACUUACGAGUCUCAAAGCGAGUCGUUUUACUGUAGACAGGAAACAGUUUACGAGAUCACGGUCACAACUUUGUGUCUUUGCGAUCGGAGAUUUAAAGUCUGAUCAGAUUCUCCUCGUGUCUGUGGUUUAAAAAUCGUUCAAGACCGAAAAAUCCUGUAGUGUGUGACGACCUUAACAUCUUCCUAUAAACCCGCUGUAGUGUUAAUCUGCAGAUGUAAUAGUUGCACUUUUUCACCGAAUCCGUUUUAGUUUUUUAUUUAGUUCCAUGUAAACGUAUCGCUGCUUUUCGUAUUGUUUAUAUUUUGAUCUCUAAUUUUUUAAAAACGGCCGACAGUCUUUUCUUAAGGGGCGCGAUUCAAAACUCUCUCAGAACUUACCUCUCCCUCUCCGCCGAGUUGGAAGCGCUCGUCAUUACCGCGUUUUGUCCACCAGGAGGCGGCGCACUCUCAAAAUACAGAACACUAAUUGUCCUCUGUAGGCAACGUAGCACUUUUAGCAUCAAUUUAUUUUUGUUAAAAGGAAAAAAAAAAGACUCUGUACUUGAUUUUUACCGUCUUAAAUACGUAAAAAAAAAAAACCCCAAAAAAACAGAUCUAGUUCAUUGUAAAGUGGUCAAAAUUUCGUUUAUAAGCACUUUUCACAACUUUCAGAGACCAGAGCGGAGUUUUAAUUACGACAACUAGCAUGCCAACGUGCACUUCCUGAUCCUAAGAGUGUAAAACGCUUCGUAAUUUGAUGCAGAAAGUACACGGCGGACUUAUUUUGACCUCAAGAGAGACACAAAAAAUCAAGUACAGGGUCUUUAAGAUAAACAGAGAUCUUUUUUUUUAAUCUGUUUGAAAUUUUAAAAAUGUUUUCACAAAUUUUCAACAGCAAAAAAAGGCUAGAAUACGAGAAUUCUAGUUUAAAACAACAAAAAAUAAUGUUCGUCCAAGUAGCAAGUUCGGAAAAGUGCAAAAUCUGGUAAUGACGAGCAGCGGCCACAUCCCAUUUCUGUUUUGUUGUUGUUGUCGUUGUUCCUCGAUUCCUCGCCUGUCAAUCACGUCUACCGAGCGGAAAGAGCCAAUCGGGAGCCUGCGUCUGCUCCGUGGGCGGGGCUCACACGUGACGAAUCGAGCGCGGGACUUGAAACGGGACGCGGCCGAUUUCGUUUUUUUUUCGAGAACGGCGGCGCGUCCAAGCUCUGUUUUUUCUGCACUUCCUUCCUUUACAAAGGCUUGAACACAAAAACGAUCUUCCACGAUUUUCCUCAAACAAAACCGACGCCUAGUUUUGGGAUUUUGUCGCCUGGACUUUGGACGUUAACGGGACAAAACCGAAACUAAACGAUAGCAAGUUUUUGCAUUUUUAAGAGGCGAUUUUGGAAAAACCUCUUGUUCCACGAAAGAAAGCACUCCUCCCUUCCAACAAAAUGGGGACUUCCUGUUGCAAGGCGUCCCUUUCAAAAUAAGACGCCCUAUUUCCGUCGGCUUAAUGACUUUGGUUGAAGGAAAACGGACACGAAAUUAGCAUCGGGACAGGUUUCGAGGGAUGCUAAAAUUGUACUUCCUUUUUCGGUUAAGCACAUUUUAAGACUCUGGACUUGUCGGCGGCUGAAACUGCGAACGGACUCACGAAGCGAAACAACGACGUUCGGAUUAGAAAACUUUAAAAAAUGAAUUGAGGCAGUUUUAAGGUGAAACCGAGGAGGACGGCGGCGUAGUUUUAUUAACGUUUUUGUAAAAAUCAAACUUGUGAUGGUGCGAUUGAAGAGGAGACGGACGAGGAGGUAAAAGUUGGAUAGAGACGAGACAAAACAAGGUAAUUUUUUUGUAAAUAUUUUGUGAAAUGGAAGAAAAUUUGGAGAAGGGUCCAAAUAAAAAGUUGAAAGAAAA
Molecule: messenger RNA, 10492 nt
Organism: Boleophthalmus pectinirostris (great blue-spotted mudskipper)
Lineage: Eukaryota; Metazoa; Chordata; Actinopteri; Gobiiformes; Gobiidae
Product: E3 ubiquitin-protein ligase TRIM8-like
Exons: 6
Coding region: 1672-3423 (583 amino acids)
Source: RefSeq, a predicted model, not a curated record